CUGGUUAAACCCUAAGAACAAAUGGCUCUCCUGAGAUCAGUCUGUGUUCGGUUUCUGAAAGUCGCCCUGAUUCAUUACCUUUGUGGUGCUACUAAAGGCUGCACAGUAACGGCAAAACAGAACGAUUAUCAGGAAGCAGUGUCCUUGACAGCAAUUAAAUUGUCGUGCCACUUUACAGCUGAGGGAUGCUCCAAAAAUAUAAAUAUUUAUUGGUUUCGCUACCUGAGCUCUCAACAUGAACCCGUGUGCAACAGAGAAUGUAAACCCAGGUUCAAGACCACCACUGUAGACCGCACAGCUUUCCUGGAAAUUAGCAAGUUGGAAAUCAAUGACAGUGCAAUAUAUAUUUGUGGCAUAGAAAACAGCGAAUCAAACGCUACCACAUCAAAAGUUACAGGUCAAGGGACCAUUCUGGUAGUGACAGACAAGCCGAAAAUCGUGGUCACCACCGAAUGCACAGGGCUAAUUGUUUUCUGCACCCUGCUAUUUAUUUACAAUCUAGUGGUCAUUUUGAUUUAUGCAUUUCGGUCAAAACUGAAGUUACGGAAAAACAUUGAGGAGGACAGUCACAGAGGUGACACGGAAAAAAGCCACAGAGGACAAAGGUUUUUCCACGCAAUAGCUCAGGAGAUGUAUCAUAAAAGAUAUGCCAGGAAAUCUCACAACCAAAGCCAGCACGUAAUCGAGGAGGACAUCUACCAAAACACAAGCUAGACAUAUUCAAAGGAUUAUGGGCGUAAGAUACUGUAAUUCUAAAUUAAACUGUUAUACCAUUUGUCUCUGAGGAAUAAAAUGAAACAGAGAGAAAAAAAAAAAAAAUAUAGAAGAAGAUGCUCGACAAAUAGUUUAUUCUGGAGAUGAGGAAUUUCAGUGUCUACUGCUUUACAUAAGACAAUUACCUCACGAGAAGUUUUAAAGACAACAAAUUGUAAACUAUAUUUUUGGAAACAAUUUUUUUUCCCACUUCAGAACUACCUAAUGUAAAAAUAAAAGCUUUAAAAUGGCAUCUACACUCCCUCUAAAAGCGAACACCCGGCACUACCUAAACCGCACCACCAGCAACAGGAAACAUUGCUCAUACUGAGGGCAACAUAGGAUCUUGUAUUCUCAAACUUGAGUAGAAUUUUUAGAAUCCAUUAACUGUUUGGUCAUCUUUGCCUGCCUAGCUGUAAUGUACAGGUUUACAAGUAUUCUUGCAUAUUCUUACAUCUCCAGUUGUGCUGGAAAGUUAUUUAAAGGGACACUCAAUCAAAAUUAAACUUUCAUUAUUCAGAUA
Molecule: messenger RNA, 1276 nt
Organism: Bombina bombina (fire-bellied toad)
Lineage: Eukaryota; Metazoa; Chordata; Amphibia; Anura; Bombinatoridae
Gene: IGSF6
Product: immunoglobulin superfamily member 6
Exons: 6
Coding region: 22-714 (230 amino acids)
Source: RefSeq, a predicted model, not a curated record